This is a messenger RNA of Tarenaya hassleriana, 1631 nucleotides long. RefSeq lists its product as uncharacterized. The transcript is spliced from 6 exons. The record is from RefSeq and is a predicted model, not a curated record. NCBI's taxonomy places the organism in Eukaryota, Viridiplantae, Streptophyta, Magnoliopsida, Brassicales, Cleomaceae. The coding region runs from base 192 to 1025 and encodes 277 amino acids.
UACACAUCCACCCAAAUCUAGGUUAAAUUUAUCUCAAUUUUCUCAUGGCCGCCACUACUUUUAUCAUCUAAACUCUGGAUUUUUUCUGUUUCGCGUUUCGAAUUCCAAAACGAAGAGUGGGAUUUUGCAAAGGUGAAUUCCAAAUCGAAGAGUGAGAUUUUGCAAAGAUCUCAUUUGUGCUCUAAUUGGAAAUGUCUGGAAUCUGUCCACCUUUCAAUGUUGGCGAAAUUGUGGAAACAAGGUCUUUUGAAAAAGGUUAUCGUGGAGCAUGGUUCCGAUGCAAGAUUAGAGACAUAUUCAAGAAGAGAAAUGAGGUGUUCUACAAGUUGGAGUAUCUCGACUUUCCUGAUGAAAAUAUGCACACAGAGAAGCUAUAUCAAAAGGGAGUAGUUGGAGACAAGAAGCAUUUGAUGCUUCGACCCCAAUUUCCACACGUGUGUCACCAAAACGAAGUCUGUGAUGUUAAAGGGAUCAUUAAACCAACUUUGGUUGUUAAUGAUACCUUCCAAGUAGGGGAUUUGGUAGAUUGGUGGAAGGAUGAUUGUUACUGGUCGGGGACCAUAGCAGAAGUCAUGGGGGAUAGAGAGGUUAAGGUUGAAUUGUUCCCUUUGCCAAUCGGUGAAGGGAGUUGUUACGUGGCUCCUUGCAAAGAUGUGCGUCCGUCCUUGGAUUGGUCACCAGUCGAUGGUUGGCUAGUACCUUCUUCCAAGGUGGGUUUUUAUAAAAGUGAUGGAGAAGAUAGACGUUGUGCUAGGUUGAUACUGCCUGCAGAUGAGUGUAAAGUCAUAGAGGGUGUCGUUAGAAGAGAACAUAUCGGUGGAGCUAGAAAGAAGCUCAAAGUUGACGAGAGUCUUCCGUUGAAUAUAAUGGUGUCAAAUGCUAUAGAUGCUGCUGUCCUUGACUUGGAAGAACUUGUUUCCAGAAUCAAGUGGAUGAAGUCUAUUUUAUCUUCCAACUUGGAGAAAUCAUCUUGCUCAACAUCUGCAUGGGUGUUUCAAGAAUAUUGUCCUUCAUCCACAAGGUAAAUAUUAUGAUUGAUUUAUGCCUUUAUAAAAACUAUUGUUAAAAAGGAAUAGGGAGCGUUCCAUAUGCAAAAUACUCAGAUUUUCCAUACCUUGGUUUGUGCUAGCUUUGAGAAUUUUAGAAUAAAAUAGUUCAAAAAUAUCUAGUAGAAGGAAUUUUUUUUUAAACUAUUUCUCUAUAAGAAAUCUCGUUUCCUUAGAAGGGUAAUGUUAUACUAGUUAGAAAUGAUGGAGAUAGCUAAUGUGACCUAGUUGUCCUAAUUUACAAGUACAGGCUUAUAGAUAGUUUCCACACUAUCUCACCAAUACUUGUCCAUGAUUUUGUGGUAAGAAUACUAAUAUCAUUUUGUCCAUGUGAUCUUGCUGCUCUUUUUUUUUAUGGCUAAAUAUAAUAGAUCCUCCGACCUAAUCUUGAAUUUCAUUAUUCAAACCACCUAUGAAUCUCUCAUUCGUGGCUUUUCUGUUUUUUUUCCACAUUCGCUUUGAUCAUCAUCUUCAUCUCUUUGUAAUACCUUUUUAAGUUUUCUCAUGUCAAUUGUCGUAGCCUAAAAUAAACAUUCGUAUGAUAGUUUAUUGGAAUGAAACGUCGUAUCACAACAACUUUCCUUA